Molecule: messenger RNA, 402 nt
Organism: Hyphopichia burtonii NRRL Y-1933
Lineage: Eukaryota; Fungi; Ascomycota; Pichiomycetes; Serinales; Debaryomycetaceae
Gene: RPL32
Product: 60S ribosomal protein eL32
Exons: 2
Coding region: 1-402 (133 amino acids)
Biological process (GO): translation
Cellular component (GO): cytosolic large ribosomal subunit; ribosome
Molecular function (GO): structural constituent of ribosome
Source: RefSeq, a predicted model, not a curated record
AUGGGUAUGGCCGCUGCUGUUCCACCUCAAAAAAUUGUUAAGAAGUUUACCAAAAAAUUCAAGAGACACCACUCUGACAGAUAUAAGCGUGUUUCUGAAAACUGGAGAAAACAAAAAGGUAUCGACUCUUGUGUCAGAAGAAGAUUCAGAGGUACCAUUGAACAACCAAACAUUGGUUACGGUUCUAACAAAAAAACUAGACACUUAAUCCCAUCUGGUCACUACGUUUACAAUGUUGCCAACGAAAAAGAUUUAGAUGUUUUAUUAUUACACUCUAAAAAAUACGCUGCUGAAAUUAACCACAAUGUUUCCGCUAAAAACAGAGUUGGUAUUGUUGCUAAAGCUAAAAAAUUAGGUGUUAAAGUUACCAAUCCAAAAGGUAGAGUUUCUUUAGAAGCUUAA